Prunus armeniaca (apricot) is the source of this 516-nucleotide messenger RNA. NCBI's taxonomy places the organism in Eukaryota, Viridiplantae, Streptophyta, Magnoliopsida, Rosales, Rosaceae. The record is from the annotation of a GenBank genome assembly.
AUGGUGGAGCCAUUGACGCUUGGUAGAGUGAUAGGAGAGGUUGUGGACAGCUUCACCCCAAGUGUGAAACUGAAAGUAGUUUACAAUCCCAACAGACAAGUUGCCAAUGGACAUGAGCUCAUGCCUUCUGUCAUUUCUGCUAAACCUCGCGUUGAGAUCGGUGGUGACGACAUGAGGGCUGCUUAUACGUUAAUAAUGACGGACCCAGAUUUUCCAAGCCCCAGUGAUCCUUACUUGAGAGAACAUCUCCAUUGGAUGGUCACAGACAUUCCUGGUACAACUGAUGCAUCCUUUGGAAAGGAAAAUAUGGAGUAUGAAGGUCCAAGGCCGGUUGUGGGUAUCCACAGAUACGUGUUCCUGUUGUUCAAGCAGAUGAGGGGAAGAGAAACAGUGAGAGGUCCAGCUUGCAGGGACAAUUUCAACACAAGGACAUUUUCACAAGAGAAUGGUCUUGGCCUGCCUGUGGCCGCUGUCUAUUUCAACGCACAAAGAGAAACUGCAGCUAGAAGAAGAUGA